UUCCAUAAGGCGCUGUAACUGGAGUGGGUUACCGGUCUAUGAUGGCAACAUGAUCCUUUCCACUGAGCUGUGAAACAGUCAUACUGUCGGAAAACUCCGUUUUAGAUCUGCGUUAUAUUACAAGAGAUACAGUCUCUCAAUGACCCGCGGCAGUUCUUUAUUUGGUAAUCGGUCCUCCAACCUCUCAUGUCGCACGUACCGUGACAGGUACCAGGCUCAACGUUACGCGUAGGUGUUACGUUUAGUAUGACAGUAAAGUAAUUUCAUCGACUUGGCUAAGGACUGGUAAGAAGAGUGUUAGUAGACCUCAUAAAUGAGUUUCAAGUUCAUGGUGAGAUAAUAAGUUACCCAACACAUUUUUUUAGUUGCAUCAUGGUGGGACGUUAGAUGACUUAGCCUACUAUUGUAACCUAAUGAUGUAACAUCUCAGGCUGCUAUAAUGUAGUACGUUUUAAAAUAUUUAUUUUGAUAUAUGAAAUACUGAGUCUGAAACAUGCGGGCUACUGUCGUGCUGAGUUGUAACAUUUUUUUUAUUCUCAUGGAUACAAUCAUCUCAACAGUUCUAUAUGUCCGCGGCUCUCAGGUUGAUAUAUUUGCUGAUGAACUGAUGAGGUUUAACAUAUUCCAGUCAUCCUUGGACCUAUGGGGAACUCUGUCGGUCCGAGUUGCUCUGCUGCUAGGAGCCUCUAUAGGAGUCCUCCGGAACCGAGUAGAUGGCCCUCGUAGGGUCUCAAAACUGAGCACACUGACCACCCUUAUUUGCCUCACCAUCAUGACCUAUGCACUGACCAAGCUACUGAUGUUCUCAGAGAAAGAAGCUCUAUUGGUUGACCCUUGGUUUUUGAGCUUAGUCUCCUGGAGCUGUGUUUCGGCAAUGGGGACUAUGUACCUCUGGGGAAUCCUGGCAAAGACCUCUAAUGCUGUGAGGGACAGCAGUGGUGAGGAGGAGACGAAAAGGCUGGUGGACCCAUUGGCUGACAGCAGUUCUGAGCCGGAGGAUGAGGAGAGCAAAACGUUCAGCGGGAAGCACAGGCGGUGCAAAGGGGCCAAGGAGAAUUCUGACUCCCGUGCUACCGUGGGUCGCCUGCUGUCCUACUGCAAGAGGGAUUCCCUGCUGUUGGCUGUUGCCUUCUUCUUUCUCAUGGUCUCUGCUGUUUGUGAAGCUUUCAUCCCCUAUUACACUGGCAAGGCAAUUGAUGGGAUAGUUAUUCACCAGAGCAUGGAACACUUCACAAAACCUAUGAUCACACUAGCAGCACUGGCUUUUGUCAGUUCUAUAGCCAUUGGUGUUCGAGGAGGUGUCUUCUCCAUAACCUUGGCCAGAUUAAACAUCAGACUACGCAACCUUCUGUUUAGAUCACUCAUGCGUCAAGAGAUUGGGUUCUUUGAUUUAAACCAUACAGGUGACAUCACAUCACGUCUGACAUCUGACACCACACAGGUGAGUGAUUUGAUCUCGCUGAAUGUCAACCUUUUCCUGCGAAGCUUCAUCAAGGCCGUGGGCUUCUUCAUCUUCAUGUUUGGGAUGUCAUGGAAACUGACAUUAGUCACCAUCAUGGGCUUCCCCUAUAUAGCCGUUGUCUCAAAGAUGUAUGGGGAAUACUACAAGAAAUUGACCAAGGAGGUGCAAACAUCACUUGCUCAAGCCAACAAGGUGGCAGAGGAGACCAUAUCAGCCAUGAGAACGGUCCGCAGCUUUGCCAAUGAAGAGCAAGAGUCUGAGUCAUACUACAGCAAGUUGAUGGUCAUGUUCCAGCUAAACAAGAAACAAGCACUGGCCUAUGCUUGCUUCAUGUGGUCAAGUUGUAUAUCAGAACUGGCCCUGCAGGUAGCCAUUCUCUUUUAUGGGGGUCAUCUUGUUAUAACAGGUCAAAUGAGUGGUGGGACCCUCAUCUCUUUUGUCAUCUAUGAACUUGAAUUGGGAGAGUGCUUAGAGAGUGUAGCAUCCGUCUACACAGGACUAAUGCAAGGAGUGGGGGCCGCAGAGAAGGUUUUUGAGUAUAUUGAUAGGGAGCCUGAACAUCCGUCUGGUGGCAGCUCAGCUCCAGACCAUUUUAAAGGAGAAGUGGAGUUCUUAAACGUGUCCUUCAGCUAUCCCACUCGACCUGACACAGAGAUACUCAAGAAUGUUUCCUUCACUAUUCAACCUGGAGAGGUGACUGCGCUUGUGGGUCCAUCUGGGAGUGGAAAGAGCUCUUGUGUGGGUUUACUGGAGAAUUUCUACACUCCUAAUGAAGGCCAAGUGCUGCUGGACGGGCGUCCAGUGCAGGACUAUGAACAUGCAUACCUUCACUCUCAGGUGGCACUUGUGGGACAGGAGCCAGUACUGUUCGCACGGUCAGUUCAGAAGAAUAUUAGUUAUGGCCUGAAAGACAUUGCCAUGGAUGUUGUGGUUGAAGCAGCUGCUAAGGCCAAUGCACAUGACUUUGUAGUUGGCCUCCCCCAAGGCUAUGAAACAGGGGUGGGAGAGAAGGGAGCCCAGCUGUCAGGGGGGCAGAAACAGCGCGUUGCCAUCGCCCGGGCUCUCAUCAGGGCCCUCAUCAGGAAACUGGAUGAGCGUCCUCAUACUGUUCAGCAGGCCCUGAAUGAUAUCAUGCAAGAACACACAGUGCUGAUGAUCGCUCAUCGCCUGAGCACCGUGGAGAGGGCCAACAACAUCAUUGUGAUUGACAACGGCCGUAUAGUAGAUCAGGGGACGCAUGCUGAACUCAUGGCCCGGAAAGGACUGUACUUCAAGUUGGUCCAGAGGCAGGUCCUGGGUAUAGAAACAGGAGCAGACCUACUUAACCCUCCCAAGGACUUGCUGUGGAAGGCGGUGAAUGGUAGAGCAGAGAGUGGAGAAGAAAGCAGUGACUCUGAUAGCAAUGUAAAGUUGUAAAGGACUGCAGUGCUGCAUUUACAUCAUGCUGUGAAUGUUGUUAUGCCUCUUGAAUCAGAGAUUAUUUAUAUCCAAAGUAGUCUAUGUGAGUCUUUGUAAAGAUGUCCUCUUUAAUGGAAAUUAUUUAAAAACAUAAUGCAAAGAAACACAUUUAAAUUACUUGGUUCCAUAAUUCUAGGGACAUUGUCACAUUUGCAUACCCAUGCAAUAAACUUUGUCUUAAGAAUGA
This is a messenger RNA of Alosa alosa (allis shad), 3107 nucleotides long. RefSeq names its product ATP-binding cassette, sub-family B (MDR/TAP), member 9 (gene abcb9). Gene Ontology annotation, biological process: transmembrane transport; peptide transport. The transcript has 11 exons. The record is from RefSeq and is a predicted model, not a curated record. Bases 494 to 2878 code for a protein of 794 amino acids. Lineage: Eukaryota; Metazoa; Chordata; Actinopteri; Clupeiformes; Clupeidae. Gene Ontology annotation, cellular component: lysosomal membrane. Gene Ontology annotation, molecular function: ABC-type oligopeptide transporter activity; ATP hydrolysis activity; ATP binding.